This is a messenger RNA of Corylus avellana, 345 nucleotides long. Lineage: Eukaryota; Viridiplantae; Streptophyta; Magnoliopsida; Fagales; Betulaceae. The record is from RefSeq and is a predicted model, not a curated record.
AUGGCAUCGAGUUUGGAUUGUUCAGACACUCUGUUUCCAGCUACCGAGCAAAAUGCUGACAAUUACACGGAUGAGACAAAUAAGAACAAUGAUCAAAACAUGGUUAUUGACUAUACGCCAAAGCUUGGCAUUGAGUUUGGUUCUGAACAAGAGGCAUACGACUUUUAUAAUGAGUACGGACGAAAUUAUGGAUUUAGUAUUCGCAAAGAUUGGAGUAAUAAAAGAAAGGUAGACGGCGUGGUGACUUCAAGAAAAUUUGCAUGUUGUAAAGAGGGGUUUCGAGACGAAUUGGAGAGAGAUGGUACAAAAACAUAUGAGCGAGCUGAAACAAGGACAGGUUGCUAG